Chlorella variabilis is the source of this 2448-nucleotide messenger RNA. RefSeq lists its product as hypothetical. NCBI's taxonomy places the organism in Eukaryota, Viridiplantae, Chlorophyta, Trebouxiophyceae, Chlorellales, Chlorellaceae. Gene Ontology annotation, molecular function: RNA binding. The record is from RefSeq and is a predicted model, not a curated record. The transcript has 8 exons. The coding region runs from base 1 to 2448 and encodes 815 amino acids.
AUGACGACCUCCAAGAGCCGCAUCCCCUCGCUGGACCCCAAGUCGGCCGCCGGCCUGGCGGUCACCACAGCUGUGCAGGGCAAGCUGCGCCAUUACCUGGGCGCAGACUACGAGGACCGCUCCCUGGCGCAGUAUGUGGUGAUCAUGCUGGCGCACAAGACGGGGCAGGAGGCUGUGGCCGAGAACCUGGUGGAGUUCCUGGGGGAGGUGGACUCCAAGGAGGUGGCCUCCUGGUGGGUGCUGCUGGGCUGGCUGUUUGAGAACCUGAACGACCUCGUGAAGCCGCCCCCCGCGCCGCAGCAGGAGCAGCAGCAGCCGCGGGAGCGGCACCCGGAGCGGGCGCAGCGGCAGCGGGCGUCGGCCGCCGCGCCUGCCGCUGCCGAGGGCGAGGUGCAGGCGGCUGAGGCGGCGGAGGCCGAGGACGCGCUUGAGCUGGAGAUGGAGCAGGAUGAGGGGAGCGAGGGGGAGGUGGAUGGCAGCGAUGCGGACACUGCUGAGGUGGCGAUGGAGGAGGGGCACGGCGGCGGCGGCGCCAUGCGCCGCCUGCAGUCUGCCGUGGUUCGGGACGAGUACAGGGCGCGGGACGAGCGGAGCGGCAGGAGCGACCGCAGCCGCUCGCCGCGGCGCUACUCGCCGCCCCACCACCGCCGGGGCAGCCACUCGCCGCGCGGCGGCGGCAGGCGGCACUCGCCGGCGGCGCGCCGCCGCUCGCCGCCGCGCGCGGGCGAUUACUUCUGGGAUGGGGCCAGCAGGGCGAGGUACAGCGGCCAUGACCCGUAUCCGUACCGCACAGGCGGCGGCGCCUGGCGGGGCGACCGCUCGCCGCCGCGCCGCCGCCGCUCGACCUCGCCCGGCGGCGCGCGCGGGCACGGGCACGGCGACUGGCAGCAGGCGCGGUCGCCGCGGGGCGCGGCGCCGCCGCGCGGCGCAUACCGCCAGGAGGAGCCGCAGCAGGCGCAGGGCGGCGGCGGUGGGGACGGCGGCGGCGUGUUUGGGCGCCUGCAGCCGUGGGAGGCGGCGCCGGCGCACCGCGGCGGCGGCGGCGGCGGCGGCGGUGGCGGCUUCAGGGCCCACCACCACUUCCAGCACGAUCUCCGCUGGGAGGAUGGGGAGGGGGUGCAGGGCACGCAGCAGCAGCCCCGCCUGCGCUCCAGCGUGGAGGUGGCGUCAGCCUCCACGGCGGCGGGCGUGCUGGGCGGGGCGCCGCCGGGGCUGGCGCCCGGCGUGCCGCACCCCGGCUCCGCCGGGCAGCAGCAGUACGAUGCGGGGAUGGGGCAGGAGCUGCUGCCGGUGGGGCAGCAGGGGCAGCAGGGGGCGGCCCGGAGCGUGCUGCCCUGGGAGCGGCCUUCCUACAUGGAUCUGGAGGUGGAGAGGCAGCGGCAGGCGCAGGCACAGCAGCAGCAGGCGCAGCAGCAGCAGCAGCUGGCAGGCCAGGUGCUGGCGCUGCCCGCCGCUGCCGCCGCCGCCGGCGGCCCCGUGGCGGGCGCCUUUGCGCGCGCCCUGGCGCAGGCGGCGGCCGCCAGCAUGGGCCUGGACGGGCGCAGCGUGCUUGCGGUACCGCUGGCGGGGCAGCAGCGGGGCGGCGCCGGGGCUGGCGCCGGCACCGGUUCCCACGGCACCACCUUCCAGGUCACCAUCAGCCACCAGCAGGGGCCGGGCGCGGCGCCCCAGCGCCACCUGACGGCCCCGCUGCUGCGCCAGCCAGACCUGCAGGCGGUGCUGCGCCAGCGGGUGCGGCAGAUGGAGGUGGAGCUGGUCGCACUGCGCACGCAGCAGGCGGAGCGGCAGCUGGAGCAGGCGCAGACGCAGCAGCACCUGAGCGCCGCCGCGCGGCUGGCCCUCACCAUUCGCUCGGUGUGCAUCAAGGGCGUGCACCCUGCGGCCUCGGACCGGGUGCUGAUCGCCCACUUUGGCGCCUGCGGCUACAUCCAGCGCAUCACGCACCUCAGGGACCCCGCCAGCGGGCGCCGCUCCGGCGUGGCCUACAUGCAGUUCUCAACGGCGGCAGAGGCGCAGGCGGCGCUGGCGCUGGACGGCUCCGCGCUGCUGCAGCGCACCGUGCGGGUGGUUCCCAGCGACUCGCCGGCGGCGAGGGUGGCCGCCUCCCGCGUGCUGCGCGCCGCCCAGCCGCCGCCGGGCCUGCUACCCAUCCCCAUGUUUGCGGCCCCCAUCUCUCCCCGCAUGGGCCGCGGCCGCAGCCACCACCGCGGCGGCGGCAACAGCGGCCGCGGCGGGCGUGGCGGCGGCAGGGGCCACGGCUCCUUCAGGUAUGUCCGCCCCGCCGACCAGGCGGCCCCCGGGCCUGGCGCCGCCGGCGACGGCAGCACGGGCGGAGCUGGCCCCAAGGCCGGCGAUGCCGCUGCUGCAGCAACGCCGGCCGCACUGGCCGCCGCUGCUGGCACUGCCGGCCACGGCGGCGCCGGCGGCGACACCCACAUGGCAGACUGA